This is a messenger RNA of Mus caroli (Ryukyu mouse), 3753 nucleotides long. The record is from RefSeq and is a predicted model, not a curated record. NCBI's taxonomy places the organism in Eukaryota, Metazoa, Chordata, Mammalia, Rodentia, Muridae.
GACAUCCUGCGAAGGAGAUCAGCGAUCUAUUCCCGCUCGAUGUCCGCUAUGGGUCCCAAUCAUUCGGUUGGACUACACCUGUCGGGCACAAUGCUUCAUGUCCCUAGAAUACUUUGGGAAGGGACACAAGCAACCAGGCAAACCUGGCCUGAACUUGUGAUUGCCCAAAGAUAACCUCUUACACACCGUAGCCCCACAAUCCAUCUGAGACACUGGGCUUGGGCCCAAGCUAAGCCUGGAUCUCGGGGCCUCUCAUUUGCCUCACCCCCUCCGACAGAAAGCUCAGGCUCCCCAGAGUCUGUGUGUUCCCGCCUUCCGCGAUCGACUCCAGAGUGGUCCUGUCUCUGCUUUCGGAAUCACCGUGUCCCUCAGGGACCAUUCUACUGCUCCGACUGAACCUAUCAACAGGCGGGGCACUCACCACCGAGACCCAGCCAGAGGAACCGGAAACGGCGGCUUGUAGAAGCUCAGGAAUAACUAAUCUCUCUGUUGCCAGGUGCGAUUCAGGUCCUCGGGAAGCUGCUCAAUUGGCCCAUUAAGGAGGGACCGCCGCCUCGGGAGUACGCUGGCCAAUCAGGAUGCAGGAUGGCUGGGGGGGGGGCGUCGCUUCCGGCGGUUUCCCUGCAGCUACUGCGUGGGGAGCAUGGGAGCGUGGGAGUGUUGUGGUGGCCUCCGCCUCCUUUGUCGCGUCUCGGCUGGGCGUGGCUUCACGCUGCUUCUGCCGGGUUGGGCGAGGUUGUCGGUGAGUGUGGCUGUUUCAGAGCUGUUUUGGAGAAAGAAGCGGUCAGCUCAGAUUCUCAAAGGAGCUUGAGGGCGAAGUGGAAAGGCCUGGCAGCGGAGCCGGAGACUCUCCACUCGAAGUGUUGUCCAGACGUGGGGACUUAAGGAGCCCUUCGUUUCCCCAGAUGGCGUCCACGCUCCCCACAUCCGAUGAGCAGGGACCACUGCUUUUUGAAGAUCUGGAUGUGUAUUUUUCUCAAGAGGAGUGUGUGAGUCUGCACCCUGCUCAGAAGACCCUCAGCAGAGAAGCCCCAUUGGAGAGUUUUGAGAAUUUGGACUCGAUAGGGGGGGAAGACCAGACUGAGAGCAGUCAGAAGUUGAGCCUCGAGCCUGUGAAACUUGAAGAGCUGUCCCUAGAAAAGGACUCCAUUGCUGCACCCCUUGUUCACUACUCUGAGCAAUCUGAGCAGGAUGAUGAAAUACAUGAAGACAAAAUGUCAGGUGGAACGUUGACUUGCAAGACCAAACUUAUAAGCCUCUUGGUUACCAUUGACAACCAAACCCCAUUAGUAGAAUUAUCUCAAUGUUUAGGAGUUAAAACACUUUCGGAUAUUAUUGAAGUUCCUUGGGAAGAAGCCAAAAAUGUGUACAAGUGUCCUGACUGUGACCAAAGCUUCAGUGAUAAUACAUACCUUGUUUUGCAUCAGAAAAUUCAUUUAAGAGAGAAGAAGUAUAAAUGUAGUGCCUGUGAGAAGACCUUCAGUCACAGAACCAACCUGAGGACACAUAAGCGAAUCCACACUGGUGAGAAGCCUUACAAGUGUGCCGAGUGUGCUGCCAGCUUCCGACAGCAGUCACACCUGUCUAGGCACAUGAAUAGCCAUUUAAAGGAGAAACCAUAUACAUGUAGUGUAUGUGGGAGAGGUUUUAUGUGGCUCCCAGGAUUGGCAGAACAUCAGAAGAGUCAUACUGAUAAAAAAUCUUAUGAAUGUGCUGACCACGACCAGGAAACAAAUCUGGCUUUGCCUGAAGAAAGAGGUUCAUCAGACACACCAUCCCAGCACACACACUGUGUGAAGACCUUGGAGCAGCCCUCAGACCCUACUCUCCCUGAGAAAGACCAUAAGGAGGACUCUAAACACUGCAGUAUUGAUGAUGAAGACUUUUUUUCAUUCUCCAGAUUUAAACCCUUACAGUGUCUUGAUUGUGACAUGACUUUUCCUUGUUUCUCGGAGCUUGUCUCUCACCAAACCAUUCAUGACCUGGAAAAACCUCAUAAGUGCAAAACAUGUACAAAAACUUUUGCUUUCGAGUCAGAGCUUGUAUCCCAUGAGAAGAGCCACAGAAGAGAAGAGCCUUUUAAAUGCACAGUGUGUGGGAAGAGUUUCAGUGUGAGUGUGCAGCUCGUCACUCAUAAACGAGCCCAUAGGAGAAACAGCAAGUAAAUACAAGCCUUUGCUCGAAUUGGGCUCUUCAGUGUCUGUGUGGGGGUAAACACUGCAGUGCACAGGGCACUGUGCUAAGCAAGCACUUCACACACAUUCCAUGGGAUGUUGCAGUAUUAUCACAUCUGAUUAGAUCUGAGGAGAUAAAUCAGUGUUACAUAGAUAGUAUGUGAAACCAGGAUUUGAACCCAGUUACUGACCAAAUUCCAUUUGUAUGAGCCAGGGAAACAUAAAACUGUAAAAUUCAGUUUUUGACUGCUGUGUAUGGUGGCUCACACCUUUAAUCCCAGCAUUUAGGCAGCAGAGACAGGAUUUCUGUGAUGUAAAGACCAGCGUAGUCUACAUAGUGUGUUCCAAUCAAACCAUGGCUACAUAGAGGGACUCUUUCAAAAAACCAAAAUAAUUCAGUUUUUGUUAAGAUGAAGGUUGUUUUACAAUUCUUUCUUUAAAAAUGUUAUUUCUAAGAAUAUUUUAGGAAGAGGAAAUUUAUUUUUUGCUAGUUCUAUUACAUGAUAUAUCUAGAAAAAUGAAUGUUUUUAUAUUUGUUUUUAUGCUUUUCUUGUUAAAGCUAUUUCAGUGUAAUGUUUGGGGUGUUUUUUUUUUUUUAUGUGAAUUUCUAGUUUAGGACUCCAUAUAAAGUUACCAAAUUUGCCAACUUUUUUAAAGUGUGUGUAGGGAGCAGGGAGGCACUUUUUAAAGUGUGUGGGGAGAGAGCCUCCCUGCUCAGGGAGCCCAGGCUGGCCUCAAAAUCAUCAUUUUCCUGUAUUCACCUUCCACGUGCUAACAUUACUGGUAUAUGCCACCAUGUCCAGGUAGUUAACAGCUUGAUGGCAGUCCACUUUCAGACUUGAUGGCAGGGAUAGGUCCUGACACUCUGUCGAGGUUAGACUUUGCAGGGAGUACCUGUUCCUUUCUAAGGGGGUUUUCCUCCAGACCCCACUGAAGCACAUUCCAGGCUGGUUAUGAAUGGUUAGAACUACUUUUUAGAGAGCAUGCUAAAUACUGUGGUUAUAUUAUUUUUUUUAAAUCUUCAAAAAAAAAAUCUGUGACUGUCCAUGUUUUAUAGAUGAACGGAAUCUUUCAGAGGGUAAAGUCCGUCUUUUGCUAAGCACAUUGCAAUGAGGCUGACAUUAAAUUCAGUGACACUGCACUACUUGCUGUUGGUGUUUGUGCCACAUGUUAAUCCUACUAAGAGACAAGGAAGCGGGGAGAGGGAGAGAGAGACAGUCCUUAUGGAGGCUGCCCUGGGACUUACUGCCUGGAGCCCAUUGGGGCCUUUGUUUUAUCCAGAGCUUUAUUUCAUUGCUCUUAAAAAGCCACAGAAGAUUCUACGGCUUCAUGCUUGAAUUCCUUGUCAGUAUAUUAAAUCAGAUUUGUUUUCAUUAAAUUAUAACUCUUCUUCUCCAUCUCCAAAGAAAAAAAAACAUAUAACAUUGUUGAGUUUUUAACCAAAAUAUAACAUCUUUAGAGAUACUGGUAUUACAGAUAAAUAUUAGAACAAAAUAUUGUCAUACUGAAAGACUCCAAAACUCCCAAAGGGAGGCACUUACUCAAGCCUCGGGUCAGCCGCGCACCCAAGAAGACACUG